UUGGACAACAUCCAGUUUGAAAAUGUCGCAGUAUUCUGGAAAGAUAUGCUUCUACGAGGGCAAGUGCUUCACUGGCCGCUGCUUGGAGGUGUAUGGCGACUGUGAUAACUUCCAGGACCGCGGCUUCAUGAACCGCGUCAACUCCAUCCGUGUGGAGAGCGGAGCCUGGAUCUGCUAUGACCACCCCGACUUCAAGGGCCAGCAGUACAUCCUGGAGCGCGGAGAGUACCCCGAGUUCCAGCGUUGGAACUCCCACAACGAUCACAUGGGCUCCUGCAAGCCUAUCAGGAUGCACGGUGAGCACUACAGAAUUGAGAUGUUCGAGGGCUGCAACUACUCUGGCCAGUGCAUGGAGCUGUGCUGCGACUGCCCCUUCCUGCAGAGCCGCGGCUUCACCAAGACCUGCGUCAACUCCGUCAGAGUCUACGGUGAUGGAGCCUGGGUGAUGUACGAAGAGCCCAACUUCCGUGGCCGCAUGUACAUCGUGGAGAGAGGCAACUACUGCAGCCACAACGAGUGGCAGGCCCAGAACCCCAACAUCCAGUCCAUCCGCAGGGUCGUCAACUACUUCUAAAGCCCCAAUCCCGAGCACCUCGCCCCGGCCCCGGCCCCUGCCCUGCCCCUUACUCCAAGUCUCCUGAGCCCUUAGACCGACCCUCCACCAACAGACUCUGUCACCUCUCACCCCACAACCCCCCUUCUAUCUUCUAUCUUUCUUGCUCUCUUCCUCAAAGAAAUGUAAAAUAAAAGUGAGCUAAUCUAUGGCCAAAAAAACCCA
Engraulis encrasicolus (European anchovy) is the source of this 778-nucleotide messenger RNA. It is a transcript of the gene crygn2, whose product is annotated as crystallin, gamma N2. Gene Ontology annotation, biological process: visual perception; lens development in camera-type eye. The transcript has 4 exons. Lineage: Eukaryota; Metazoa; Chordata; Actinopteri; Clupeiformes; Engraulidae. Gene Ontology annotation, molecular function: structural constituent of eye lens. The coding region runs from base 23 to 574 and encodes 183 amino acids. The record is from RefSeq and is a predicted model, not a curated record.